CUUCUAAUUAGCAUAUUGCCAUAGUAACAUAAUAAACAUUGUGAUUUAUUGAUCAGUAAAUUCCACCAUUAUUGAGAAACAUGUCCUUGUUGAAGAACGUUCAUUUGGCCAGUGAAGGAGAGGAUGAUCUCUAUAAAGGAUACGAGGACUUUGCAGUUGAUGAGUUGGGAGAAGAUCCUGAAUUCCAAAGAGUGAUUAGCACCCAGCAAGGAAGAAAGAAGAGGCCACCUCCUCCAGGAACUAGAGGGGGGCUACCAACCGGCACUAAUUUUCGUCUUGGUACUGGAAUGGGUGGAGUCAGACCUCCAACUGGUUAUGCAGCUGAGGGUGGGUCAGCAAGACCAAUGACAUCAACCGGAGCUGCUGGAUUCAGUAGAGAUAGAGGUGUUUUUGAUCCACUGGGUCAAGGUAGUGGCACGUCAGCAACAAAGAUAUCAGUUCCUUCUCUUGAGCCCAAUCCUGAGGACAAUCCUGAAAUAGCUAUCAAUAACUUGGAAAAGAAAGUUAAUUCACUACUGGAGGAAAGUGCCGAUGCUAAUGUAAAAGGAAACUAUACUCUAGCAUUAGAAUUAGCUAAGGAGGCCAGUAGAAAAGAGAGAAUGCUCUGCAAGCAAAGAGAACAGAAACUAUUAACUGAACAAAUUAAUCUUGACUUAACAUACUCAGUAUUAUUCAAUCUGGCCAACCAAUACCACGUCAAUAGAUUAUAUGAUGAAGCACUCAAUACUUACCUCCUAAUUGUGAAGAACAAGCUCUUUGGCAGUGGAGGAAGGCUAAGAGUUAAUAUGGGAAACAUCUGCUUUCAGCAGAAGAAAUAUCCAGUGGCCAUUAAACACUAUAGGAUGGCAUUGGAUCAGAUUCCAGAUACUCACAGGACACUACGGUUUCAUAUACUACAGAACAUAUGUACAGCUUAUAUCAGAAUGGGACAGUAUAAUGAUGCUAUUAAUACUUAUGAACAUUUAAUGAGUGAAAUGAAGGAAAAUGGGAAUUAUGAUGUUGCAAUGAACCUCUUGCUCUGCUAUUAUGCUUUAAGAGAUGUUGAUAAGCUAAAAAGACACUUUCAGAGAAUGAUAUUAAUUGAAACCGGAACUGAUUAUGAUGAUGAUAGAUAUUAUUCUACUGAUGAAAGUGACUAUCAGCAGAGGAUGCUGAUAGAAGCAAUAAGUGAUGACAGUUUGAGACGAUUGGAGAAGGAAACAAAAAGAAAAGCUGAGAGGACAAUACUGAAUGCUGCCAAACUGAUCGCACCAGUUAUUGAAGGGUCUCUUGCUACUGGAUUUGAUUGGUGCAUUGAAGUUGUUAAGAAUUCAGUUCAUUCUGAAUUAGCUAGUGAACUUGAAAUAACAAAAGCAUUGACAUUUCUAAGAGAGAAAGACCUACCCAGGGCAAUUGAAACUUUGAAGGAUUGUGGUAGGAGAGAUACCAAAAUGGCCGUUAGUGCAUCAACUAAUCUUUCAUUUGUAUUCUACUUGAGCAAUGAUGUUAGUCAGUCUGAGAAAUAUGCUGAUCUGGCAAUACAAAUGGAUAGAUAUAAUCCAUUAGCAUUGGUUAAUAAAGGUAACUGCCUCUAUGCUCAAGGUCAGUAUCAGUCAUCAGUUGAGUAUUAUCAAGAGGCUUUGUCUGUGGAAGCUACUUGUUCCGAAGCUUUAUAUAAUCUUGGACUGGCUUACAAAAAGUUAAAGAAUUUUCCAUCAGCCCUGAGCUGUUUCACUAAACUCCAUACAAUAUUCAAGAGCUUACCUCAAGUUCUGUACCAAAUAGCUGACAUUUAUGAGAAAAUGGAAGAAUAUGAUAAAGCUAUUGAUUGUUUCAAGCAGUUGAUAUCACUGGUACCCUCUGAUCCUGGAGUGCUGAGAAAACUAGGAGAAUUAUAUGAUUCGGAGAAUGACAGAUCACAAGCUUAUCAUUAUUAUUAUGAAUCAUUUCGUUAUUGUCCAACUAACAUUGAAGUGAUUACGUGGCUUGGUGCUUAUUACAUGGACUCACAAUAUUUUGACAAAGCAGCAACAUAUUUUGAAAAGGCUUCACUAAUACAACCAGAUCAGGUCAAUUGGCAGUUAAUGAUUGCUAGCUGUUACAGAAAAAUGGGUAACUAUCAGUUAGCUUAUCGCUGUUACAAGUCCAUAUUGAAGUCCUUUCCUAAUAAUAUCGACUGCUUGAGGUUCCUUGUACGCUUAUCAACUGAUCAAGGAUUGAAUGAUGAGUCAGCACAUUACAAUGAGCUGUUGAGGAGAGCAGAGAAAUCACUUGAAGCUAAGAGACAAAAAGACGAAUCGACUGGUGGAGUAGAUAAUGGUGAUACUAGGAAGCAUGAUAAAGACAAACAGAGUGAUGGUGAUCCAAAACAACCAGAUAUUAAUUACACUGAUCCAUUAGGUGAGCUACCUGAAAGACCAAAAACAUCAAGUAGAUCGCAUCAAGCAGCUGCAAAGCAAAGUGAAGAUAAUUUUGAUGAUGUUGAGUUAGGGGAUGACUUAUUACCAGAAUAGACAAUGAUAUGAUGUGUUGUAGCCUACUACCAGUUACCAUUACUAUUAUCAAUACUAUUAUGACUGUUAUUAUCAUUAGUGAAGUAUGUCCAUACUUUGUAAACAUGCAAUGAAAAUUGCCAACUUCAAAAGUUUUCACUGUGACUCUUAGGUCAUACAAAUU
This is a messenger RNA of Amphimedon queenslandica, 2655 nucleotides long. RefSeq names its product intraflagellar transport protein 88 homolog. NCBI's taxonomy places the organism in Eukaryota, Metazoa, Porifera, Demospongiae, Haplosclerida, Niphatidae. Gene Ontology annotation, biological process: non-motile cilium assembly; intraciliary transport. Gene Ontology annotation, molecular function: kinesin binding. The coding region runs from base 81 to 2492 and encodes 803 amino acids. Gene Ontology annotation, cellular component: ciliary basal body; non-motile cilium; centriole. The record is from RefSeq and is a predicted model, not a curated record. The transcript has 21 exons.